Messenger RNA from Drosophila elegans, 308 nucleotides. Its product is annotated as metallothionein-2. The record is from RefSeq and is a predicted model, not a curated record. Gene Ontology annotation, molecular function: metal ion binding. The transcript has 2 exons. Lineage: Eukaryota; Metazoa; Arthropoda; Insecta; Diptera; Drosophilidae. The coding region runs from base 82 to 213 and encodes 43 amino acids.
GGUCAUCAGUUAAAUACCCAAUAAGCAAGCAAGUGAAGUUUAUUUCUCCUCAGCCAAGUCAAUAUAUAAGAUACCUACAAAAUGGUGUGCAAGGGUUGCGGAACAAAUUGCCAGUGCUCGGCACAGAAAUGCGGGGACAAUUGCGCCUGCAACAAUGACUGCCAUUGCGUUUGCAAGAACGGACCCAAGGACCAGUGCUGCAGCAACAAAUGAACGAGCCAACCAACUGAAUAUAACUUCUAAACUAACGCUCAACUCCCAUCGAGUUGGCCAUAAUAAAUAAAGUUUGUGAAGAUUUCGAGCAGUUA